Molecule: messenger RNA, 1204 nt
Organism: Andrographis paniculata
Lineage: Eukaryota; Viridiplantae; Streptophyta; Magnoliopsida; Lamiales; Acanthaceae
Exons: 3
Coding region: 478-939 (153 amino acids)
Source: RefSeq, a predicted model, not a curated record
CACACAGUCUCCAUCUCUCUGUUCUUCCUAUUUCAGUGCAAUUCAAUACCGAUUCAAGAACAUCGUCGAUCGAGUUCAGAGUUUCUGUUGUGGACGUCAAAAGCUAAUAAUCCAUCUCGCCCCUUUUCGGCUAAAGCUCACUGCAAUUGAUUUGGAUUCGAUUUGGGAGAGGAAAAGGAAAUCUAAAUUUGUUUUCUUCGCAAAAUUAGGGCUUUUUGUUUCCCCUUUUCCUUCCUGAAAUGUGUUUAAUGCGCACAUUUUUCAUUCCUGAGGAAGCUAAGGUUGGAGAAGAAGGCGAGUGGGAAAAGGAGAGAUAGAACAAUUAGUGAAAGCGACGGAUUGAUUCAUCGUCACCGCUGUUGUUCUUAUUAUUAAUUUCAGUAAAGCUUAUACAGAAUAUACACAGCUAGCGUUUACACUAGGAAUUGGAGAUAAUAUUCCAUCGUACAGCUUCGAUUUUAAUCUGCUUUACUAGAGAUGUCGACGAGCUUAAUUACUGAUUCGAUGGCGACCAAAAUUUCUGGUCAAAAUGAAGUCGAUUUCGCGAAAUGCGAUUGCUGCGGGCUUACCGAGGAAUGCACUCCUUCCUACAUCGAAACAAUUCGCCAAAGAUAUGGUGGAAAAUGGAUCUGCGGCCUAUGCGCCGAGGCAGUUAAAGAUGAAAUCGUUCGUUGUCAGAAGCUGAUAAGCCCUGACGAGGCGAUAGACAGGCAUUUCAGCUUCUGCAACAAGUUCAGAACCUCCGGGCCGCCACAGGAUCCAACGGCUCAUCUGAUCCGUGCGAUGAGGCAGAUUUUGAUGAAGAGUUUGGAGAGCCCGAAAUCUCUGAGAUCAAUGCCGAGUAGCCCGAUGAACAAGGGCGGGGAGCUCAAAUUGAAAGGCACGGUACUGGCGAGGUCGGAGAGCUGUAUGUCGAGCUUAGCCCUUGUCGAUCCGUAGGGAUAAUGUCGAAAUAAUCGAAGAGGAAACCGGAGAAUGGGUAGUUCUUGAUCUUGAUUUAAUACAUGAAUUAUGUAAGAUGUGAAGAGAAUAAUAACAAAUAAUGUUUUAUGGAUUGACAGCAAAAUAGAAGCAAUUGGUUAGUACUUGAUUUUGUAUAGAAUGUUAUUGUCACUCUAUUCGAUCUAUUGCUUGUGAAUCCAUAAAUAUUCUUGAGUGUGUGUGUGUUCUUGAAUCUUGUAAGUGAGAAUAUUUGUUAAAUGAA